AUGAUGGGGACCUGAGGGGGCCUCGGGGCCUGGAGGAGCCUGGUGCUGCUGAGCCUGUGCAGCUGGACAGGGGCCAGGGCGGCUGCCCCCAGCCCCGGCAGGGACGCGAAUGCGGAGGCCCAGAGCCCCGGCCCCAUCACCCUGCGGCAGCAGGUGCCCUCCGGCCUCGAGGGGGGACACUACACCCCCUGGGGCCUGCGGCCAGGACAGGAUGGCAGAGCUGAGGCCUGGCGCCUGGCCGACGCCAGUGUCAUGGAGGACAGCCCCAGGCCGGGGUCUCUGCGUGAUUUCUCCACGUGGGCGCCGCAGGAUGCGACCAGCAGCUCCCAGGGGACCCUCCAGAACAGCACAGACCCCAAUCCCGUCAGGAACCUGAGGGUACAGGCUCAGACCACCACCUCCAUCACCCUGGUCUGGGAGACGCCAGAUGACCCUGACUUCCAGAACUACACCUACUGGAUCCGGUGGACUGGGGCUGAUAGCAAAACUGAGACCCAGAGCACAAGCAGCACCAGCUUCACGGCGGACGGACUGCGACCCGGGUCCUUGUAUGAAUUUGCUGUGUGGGCAGAGAAACAUGGAGCCAACAGCACCGUGACGACUUGCGAGGCCACCACAGACCCCAAUCCCGUCAGGAACCUGAGGGUACAGGCUCAGACCACCACCUCCAUCACCCUGGUCUGGGAGACGCCAGAUGACCCUGACUUCCAGAACUACACCUACUGGAUCCGGUGGACUGGGGCUGAUAGCAAAACUGGGACCCAGAGCACAAGCAGCACCAGCUUCACGGCGGACGGACUGCGACCCGGGUCCUUGUAUGAAUUUGCUGUGUGGGCAGAGAAACAUGGAGCCAACAGCACCGUGACGACUUGUGAGGCCACCACAGUCCCCAAUGCAGUGACGAGUCUCAGUGUGCAGAAGCAGACCAACAGCUCCAUCACCUUGAGCUGGACAGCUCCCAUGGGCCCAGAUCAUUCUCCCUACACCUACGGGGUCUCCUGGGUCAGGGAGGGUACCAGUGCCAUCACCACCCAGGACACCCCAGAUACUGGGAUCGUACUGAAAGAACUGGAAGCUGGGACUUUGUACACCAUCACCGUCUGGGCAGAGAGGAAUAAGGUCAGAAGUGACCCCAGGACUGUCAGUGGAGCCACUGCUCCCAACAUGGUCACAGAUCUGCACAAGGAAACCCAGACGAACAGCUCAAUCACCCUGCGGUGGAAGGUCCCCACAGACCCCCAGUCUCAGCUCUACACAUACGGAGUCCAUUGGGCCCCUGGGGGACAUCUCCAGGGACAGCAAGACCCUCAGGGAUAUCAGGCCAACCACACAGGCAGGACCAACGACAGUUGCUAUGAGGUGCAGGCCCUGGAGCCCGGGACUCUGUACGCCUUCAGCGUGUGGGCAGACAGGAACAAUGUGACCAGUUAUGCACAGAGCCUCCUCGCAUCCACAGCCCCGAACCCGGUCACCAUCACAUCCUGCGUCAGCACCUCUGGGGGCCACGGGGUCAUCUUGACCUGGUCCUGCCCCGUGGGAGGUUACGAGGCCUUUGAGUUGCAGGUGGGUGGACAGCGGGACUCCCAGAAUGGAUCUUCCUGUGGGAGGGGCGUGUCCGUGUGGGAUCUCCAGCCAGCUCAGUCCUACCCCGCCACCGUCACAACCGUCUGGGAUGGAAUGAGGGCCCCGUCUGUCCCUGUGACCUGCUACACGGAGAACGCAGGGGUCAUUGCUGGAGCCAUUGUCGGUGUGGUCCUGUUCCUCAUCCUGGUGGGGCUGCUGGUUUUCUUCCUGAAGAAGAGGCACAGGAAGAGACAGAGGAAGCCAGCACCCAGGGGUCUGGUGCUGCAGACACCAGGCAACAUCCCUGCGCAACACUUUGCUGCCCAUGUCAUGAAGAAUGAGGAAGACACAAACUGUGGCUUCACAAAGGAGUACCAGCAACUGGCUCUGGAGGGCAUCGGCCAGUCUCAAACCGUGGCCUCAGCUCUCGAAAACAGCACCAAGAACCGUUACCGAAAUGUACUGCCCUAUGACUGGUCCCGGGUGUCCCUGAAGCCCCAGGAGGAUGGAGGCUCCGACUACAUCAACGCCAGCUUCAUACCUAGUCUCUGGGACCCCCACGAGUUCAUUGCAGCCCAGGGCCCCCUGCCCCAGACGGUGGGUGACUUCUGGCGCCUGGUGUGGGAGCAGCGGAGCCGGGCCCUGGUCAUGCUGACCAACUGUGUGGAGUCUGGCCGGGUGAAAUGUGAGCAUUACUGGCCUCUAGACGCCCAGCCCUGCACAUACGGGCAGCUCCAAGUGACUCUGAAGGGUGAGGAGGUGCAGGAGAACUGGACAGUACGAGAGCUGAAGGUCCAGCACAUCCAAGAGCAGAAGACACUAGCUGUGCGUCAGUUCCACUACAUGACCUGGCCAGACCACGGCGUCCCCCACUCCCCAGACCCCCUGCUGGCCUUCUGGAAGAUGGUCAGGCAGUGGCUCGACCAGACCGCAGAGGGAGGCCCCCCCAUUGUGCACUGCAGUGCUGGCGUGGGCCGCACGGGCACCUUCAUUGCCCUGGACACCCUGCUGCGGCAGCUGGAGUGUGAGCAUCGCGUAGGGGCCUUCAGCUACGUGCGGAAGAUGAGGCAGAGCAGGCCUCUCAUGCUACAGACUGAGGCCCAGUAUGUGUUCCUGCAUCAGUGCAUCCUGCGGGGUCUCCAGCAGUCACGCCUAGCCCCAGAGAAGGGGGCUUUUUAUGAGAACCCGGUGUAUGAGAAUGUCUAAGACACAGGAGUUGAGACCCCAGCCCCGCUAGACUCGGACUCUGGAUCCCCACUUCAGCCCAGAUUCCUGGAACCCUGGGAGAGCAGAGGGCUGGGGUCCCAGAUGCCUGGGUCUUGCAGGAGGAGGGGAGGCCUGGGAGUCUAAACUGUUUCCCUGGAGGAGAGAGGGCAGAUGGCAGUGGGUAUCCCGGAUUCCUGGUUCCUUGGAGGAGGGAGGGAUGUGAGCUAGGAUUUCCUAGUACUUGGAGGGAGGAGGAGGCCGGGGGCCUGCCUGCACUGCUGGAUUUUGGGGAAGAAGAAAUUAGUGUCUGGAACUCUAGCUACCCCAGGUGCAAAGGCAGACAGGAUCCAUCCCAUCUUGUAUUCCAGAAACCAAAUCUGUCUUCUAGGACCUGAGAUUUCCCCACACCCCACUGCAUGUACAUGUAUUUUUCUUCUAUCCCGUAAUUUAUUA
Hyaena hyaena (striped hyena) is the source of this 3222-nucleotide messenger RNA. RefSeq names its product protein tyrosine phosphatase receptor type H (gene PTPRH). Gene Ontology annotation, molecular function: cadherin binding; protein tyrosine phosphatase activity. The record is from RefSeq and is a predicted model, not a curated record. Gene Ontology annotation, biological process: angiogenesis; protein dephosphorylation. NCBI's taxonomy places the organism in Eukaryota, Metazoa, Chordata, Mammalia, Carnivora, Hyaenidae. The transcript is spliced from 19 exons.